This is a messenger RNA of Cylicocyclus nassatus, 4056 nucleotides long. The record is from the annotation of a GenBank genome assembly. Lineage: Eukaryota; Metazoa; Nematoda; Chromadorea; Rhabditida; Strongylidae.
AGACACAUUUCUAUCGCCACAAAUGUGCCACUUCUGCCAACCCCAGCUGAGCAGUGUACUACUGUAACAAACAGGUUUCUUUUGCUUUUUGUGAUCCACUUUAUGGCGCAACGAGAAGCUGCUGAUGGGUUUGAGUUUGAUCCAGAGAAAUACGUGGAUGAUUGUCUGGAAAAGGGUCCUGCGGGAAUGCAUUUUUUGUUCAGAAAGGUCUCACCUUUGAUUUUUGAGCCUAUUAAAGGCUAUCCAAGUUUCCUCGUUGAUUGCUGCUUAUAUCGGUGUUUGGAAGAAAGUGAGCGAUCAUCGCAAUUUGCGCAAAGUGUCAUCUUAUGUUCCGCAACCAUUAAAAGAAUUAUGACAAUUGCCCAAGAUUUCUCUUUUCAUCUUUCUGCUGACUGUCAGCGUCGAGUGCUAGACUACGUCUUUCGAACGUGGGAUGUAAUAAUGGAGGUUGUUUGCUACGAAACUGUGGAUAUAUUCGAAAUGCUUCUUUCGAUUCACAGUCUAAAAUGCGCAAAAUGCAAGGCAAGAAUAGGAUGUGAAUGGACUAAUGGUAUAGCCACACAGCUUUUUCACGGAGUAUCCUCUUGCCGAAGUAGAUACAAAUGUUUGCUCUAUAUGCUGAAGUCGUAUUCCACAUAUGCCAACCUUAUUGAUACUGCAUUGAUUGAAGAUGUCUAUUCUCAUAUUGGAAACGCUACGCUGUCAGUUGCGAUCAGUGAUAUCAUCUCUUUUGAUCUUUCGGAGAAUCGCAGCCGAUGGGACCUCCAUAUUCAGCAGAUUAUAUCCUGCCUUUCUACUAAUGCGUAUGAAGUCAGAACUGCUAUCAAGGACCGUUUAUUACCCAAAUUGAUAAGGACUAAGCUGCUCAAGGAUGAAUUUCUUCCACUCGUACUAGAAAGAAUGAAAAAUGUGCCUUUGCAUGUGCACUGUCUUGAUUCAUUACUAUCUAUCACGCGUUUUCUUGUCAUCUCAAACAAAAAAUGCGACUCAUACAAAUACUGGAAUGAUUUUAUUUCAUUGAAAACUAUGGAAUCUGCCGUCCUUCAUUGCAGUGUGCAAGUACGCCUUGCAGCUUGGCUAUUGCUUACGGAGCAUCCGCAACGCACCAAAGUUUUGACAGAAGUUGAUUUGAGUCUCGUACGAGCGUUUAUUCUCACAAACAUGACCGAGCAGCUGCCAGCUAUCCGUCAGAAGAUUCUUGCUGGGUUGAGAAAGAUACUAACUCGCCUUGCUGAAACAAGCGAGCAAGUACUCAAAGGAAAGGAUGCUGACGAGGGCAGAGUUAAGCGUUAUAACGAAUUUAUCAGCUUCCUGGUGUCGUUAUCAUUUGAUUCUUUGUCGUGUGAAGCUAAUUUUGACAGACGAAUCAUGGCUUUGUCAAUAAUCCGCUGUUUAUUUCUUGAAGAAUCUCUGAAAGUACAUGGGAAAGUUCUAUUCCUUAAACAACUGAAUUUACCAGCUGCGUUGAAUUCGAAGAGAUAUACAGCAUUGGUUGCUUGCCUUGAUGAUUCGUUCCAGCUCUGUCAAAUUAUGGCGCUUGAUAUUCUCAAAAACAUGGAACCGAAAAACUUCGAUUUUGAUACUUUCAAAAAUGAGACCAUGGAAAUGAUGCGAUCAGUGCGAUCUCACAAUACUUUAGCCGCUGGUUAUAGAACGCAGUUUUACACUUAUCAUCAUCCUGAAUCUUUGCGAUUUCUUCUAUCAGAGUUUGUCUCCAUUUGCGAGGAAGAUGUGAAAACAGCCAGGGAGAAUCUGAUAGAGAUAACGAAGAAAGCAUUGCAUCCAUGGCUGAACACCAUCAUGCUGCUAUUAGAAAGCGUCACUUUCGAGCAAAUGAAACCUGGCGACUUAGAGUGGUGGACGAAAUUUGCACAAAUGAGACUGAUUCCUCUUUGUUUUGUAGUUGCUGAUGUAGUGAUGCCUGCUGUCCACUCCAUGUCACCAGAGGGUUACAUACCUGAUGAAGCUUUGGUUGAAAUGACAUCCAUCUGUCCGCUCGACAGUAAAGUUCAAAUUGCUGCUGAGAUGUCGCAAGUGCUGUUGGUAUGCUGUUGGCGUGCUCACAAAUACGUCUCCACGAUCUUGGCCUGGACUGUUGUGAAGCUUUGUCCCUUUUCAAUCUUGAGUCCAGAAGUUGUUCACCGCAUCGGUGAUUACUAUUGGCUACAGUUGACAGAAUGCAAGCAUUGUGGAGCAUUUGAAACCGCCGUUGAUGGAUUUUCUUCUCUUUGCGCUUACCUUUGGAAGAGCAAUGAUCCUGCGCUGCCAAAGCCCUCUAUGUGGCUUGAAGAGAUUCUUGCUGCUUUGCAAGGAGGAAAAGAUUUGCACAAUCUCUGUUCAACGAGACGCAGCGCGGGAGUACCGCAUCUCAUCACGGCCAUCUUGGCUACUGAGCCGCCAAACAACUCGGAUCACUGGAUGAAUGUGGCGAUGAGGUCGCUUCUAGAAAUGAAAGACAAGGAAUUAAUCUACAGAAUUCACUCGAUGAAUGUUUUGAAAGCUAUGUUUUCUUCUGCUACUCUCGGUGAAAGAGUUAUUCCAGCAUUAGAGUGGGCUUGUCGUGUAGCAAUCAGCGGUUGCUCAUCGUCUUCUUGGCCGGAGAGGAACGCAGCGGCUCAGUUGACAGCCGCUCUUCGCUCAAGGAUUUUUGGAGUGACACAUACGAGUCAGAGAGACCUUCAAGUGGACCAGAAAAAUCGCCAAAGUUCUUACGAGUUCUUUUCCAGGUUCCCCUCGCUGUAUCUUUAUCUAUAUAAGCAACUCCAAGACUGCAGAGAUGAAUUCAGUCUUUACCCAAUACUCAUCUUCUUAACUCAUUUAUUCCCCUCGCAUGCUGAUGAGAUUGCGCCUACGAAGACAAAUGCUGCGUAUGGAAAUAUGUGCAAUUACCCAUUAGCUCCAUUCAUUCCUGCUUUGAUUCGAGUUCUGUUAUGGUGUCGAGCCGAAAAGCUCAGAAAACUUUCUGCGGCUGCUCUCGUUGCCAUAGCUCGACCGAAGGAUAUCUCUUUUGUUCUUGAUUGGGUUGAGAAGACCGAUUUGAAAAAUGUGAUUCAUAACCACAUCCACUCGGUUUUAUUGCUGCUAUCUUACAUGCUAGAAAUGGAUGUCAGACACGAAAUUAGGGAUCGCAUCAAGAUUUAUCUCGAAGCUGUGAUAGACAAUGGAUUUUGGCUAAAAUGGUGCGACUAUAACAAAAAUAUACUUCUGGUUCUUUGUAAUGAUCUCGGUUUGGAUUUUGCAACAUCAUUGAACGUCAGCGGAAUGACACUAACUAGGCGCCCACUCGCGUAUGCCAUGGUGUCCGGUAAUUUGAAUGACACUCAGAUGCUUAGUGAUUUUGAGUUGAGGUUGGAAGUAUACAGGCAAUUGCAGCUCAGAGGCGACGCGGGCGAGAGAUUUGAAGCCGUUCAAGCUUUAGCAGUUGAAGAUUUGCAGCAUUGCCCUAGCGAACGCGAAGCAAGAUGUAUCUUGGAUGUGCUCUAUCUCUAUCGCGAAAUUAUGACUGACAAAGUUCGAAAGAAGGCGGUGUCUGUCAUUUCUCAUUCGUUGGCUAGUGAAUGGAGGAUGUUGGACACAAUAUCUCUUGCUCGUCGUCUGCUAUCUUACUUAUGCGAUGAAGAAAACUUUCCCGAGCAGCUGGCAUGGAUGAAAUCAUGCUUGAACGUGGAGGAAGAAAUGUCGAAGAGGGUGGCUCUGCAAGUUGGAGGUUGUCUGUUACGAAAAGGUAAAAAUGAUGAUUUGAUAGCAGUGCUGGCAGCCUUUCUGCAGGAUGAAGACCAGAGCAUUCGCGAAAAGGCUUCCUCUCUACUUUCAAAAAAUGUUCUAAAUUCUGAGAUGGCACUGAAUCCUGAUGUUUGCUAUCGGUUAAUUGCAGAAAAGUCGCCUACAGCUAAAGAAAUAUUGCAAGAAUCUGAACAAGUUGCACAAAACUGCACCCCUAAUGGACAAACGCUCUAUGAUCCAUGUGCCUCGAACACCUUCGCUGAGGGAUGCUUUUUUGGUGAUUUUGCAGAAGUUAGGAAAAUGGUAGAAGACUUGCUGGAUACUCAAGACUGA